GGAUAAAUAGUUUGCCGGGUGAAUAAGCGUGGAAUAUCGAUUUAAAAAUAAAAACAAAAAUGACACUGCGGCAAUAAGAAAACACGCGCUGCAAAAGCGGGUAGUAUAUAGAAAUUUGUAAAAAUAAAUAAGAAUAUUGCAAAUACGAGUACAUGAAAUCCAGCAAGUGAUGUUUAUUUAGUUAAAUACAUCUGUGAUGAAAAGCUGGAAUUUUUUCCAAGUGUUUCUAGUAUUCCAUACAUAGAAACUGGCCUUCUAGAAAUUUGUACAUUGUUAUUGCUUUAACUGAACAAAGCUUUACGAACGAAUAAUGCAUACAAAUUAAAAUGUUAUGUUAUUUUGACUGAAACCGUCAUCAAGUACUGCAAAAAAAAAAAAAAUAAAUUCCACUAUAUGAGCUUUCAAAGCUACGAAUAAAUAUAAAUACAUACAACUAAAAAUACACCCCAUGCUAUAAGCCGUAGUGUGUUUACAUACAUUGAUUGACAUUGAGAAUAAGAUAUAUUGAAAAAAAAAAACAUUUGCAAGAUUCUGCAACGACUGAUUGCUUUUAAACAAAAAACGAAAUCAAAACGCAGUACCCGAAUAUUUUAAACGAAUAAGUACACAUGAAUUACCAACUACACAUGCACAUUGAAUUGCUUUAAAGAUUACGAUCGAUUUGAGUAUGACGCAUUAUUUUGGGCGUUAAAUACUAUCUGGCGAGCUUUUAAAGAUGUGUUUAAAGGCUUUAUGUACAAAACUGUUUGGCUGCUGUCAUCUGUCGAAGAAGGAGGGCUUAAAUGAGGCCUCAUUCUACGAGUACUCUGACGCGAUACCGAAAUACUACAACGAUCAAAUUGGCCAACUCAGGGAGGGCGUUAGCUUCACCAUAAGCGGUAAAAUUCCAAUAAAUUGCGAAAGGUUCUCAAUAAACUUUACGCACAACAAUGAGACGCGCGAUAUUGCGCUACACAUUAAUCCUCGACUGCCUCAGAACUAUAUUGUGCGCAACAGUAAGGUCCAGGAGUUAUGGGGUCGGGAGGAGGUGUCAUCUGCUUUGCCUUUUAUGCUUCGUCGUGGCGAUAACUUCUCUAUCCAGGUGCUCGUCACCGAAGCUUGCUAUAUGAUUUCGGUCAAUGGGCACCAUUUCGCGGAGUACGCCCAUCGGCUGCCAUAUGCGAGUGUUCGGAUUUUGGAAGUCAAAGGAGAUGUGGAACAAGUGAAUAUGCAGUGUGAUGAAGUCCAAGCAUACCCAAAACGAUUACCUGAGAGCCAGGCACGUGCCAUAGCUCUGCUCUUGGACGAUGAAGAUGAAAUCGAUGGCAGCUCCGCGGACCUCAUCAACAUACCACGCGAAUGGUGUGUCAUCAGUUCUGGCCCGAAGCAAGCGGAUGUUUCACCAAAGAGCACGCACAGUGAAAACGAUCAGGGACUGACGUUGCCCUACUACGGAGUCCUGCCUCCCAAUUCAUUAAGAGAGGGACGGUACCUGAGGAUUGAAGGCCGAGUACGACUGUUGCCGCACUCAUUCUACAUCAACUUACAACAGGGCCAGAACAUUUGGCCACAUCCUGUCAUAGCAUUCCAUUUAAAUCCACGUUUUUCACAAGGGAGCAGCGGAGCUAUCGGCAAAGCCGUCGUUUGCCGCAACGCCUGGUACAACGGUAAUUGGGCGCAGGAGGAACGAUCUGAGUUGGAUACAAACUUUCGGCCGGGCCGAACUUUUAACCUGGCCAUCGUGUGUGCUGCCGAUGCUUUUGAGGUGUAUGUGAAUCGGAAAUUCAUUACUGCCUUCAAGUACCAUGUGAAGCUAGAUUUGGUCGAUACUGUCUACAUACAGGGCGAUAUAAAAUUGUGGAAUGUUACGCUAGAACAGAAUCUGAAAAUUAGGGGCAAGGAUUUGCGCAUCUACCAUAACCCCAUCUGCACGGAGGAAUAUGAGAUUUAGAACGGUCUCAAAGAGCAAACUUUUCAUUUUAUUUGAUAACUUUUGCGCCUGCAUUUCAGCGACAAUAAAUUCUGAACGCUGCAAGUUCAACAAAUUAGGUCAAGCUACAAAACUACAAAAAAUUAUUCAAUGUGAUGUCCCAAAGUUUUCUCAUUUAUAUUUGUAAUAUUUUCUAUUUACUCGUAUUGUACAUACAUAAAGUUGGAUAAUACCACUCAUC
Molecule: messenger RNA, 2150 nt
Organism: Scaptodrosophila lebanonensis
Lineage: Eukaryota; Metazoa; Arthropoda; Insecta; Diptera; Drosophilidae
Product: galectin-9
Exons: 3
Coding region: 716-1930 (404 amino acids)
Molecular function (GO): carbohydrate binding
Source: RefSeq, a predicted model, not a curated record